AUGUCUCUUCAAUUUUUCAUUCUGAUGUGCCACAUCAUACGUAUGACCUUUGGGCUCGAGAUGCUGCACAUGAGGAUAACUCGCCUCCGGGAUGGAAUGUUCGGCGUGGAUUACUCCACCACGAAUGAAUUUGCCGAUGGAUACCAGAGCAUUCGAGUAUCGGUUGAAACGAUAAGUGACAGCUUUGGAAAAUCGGCAGUGGGUCAAUUAGCUUGGAAAGAUCUCAAGAAAUUGAAAACGGAUCAAUUCAAUCAAUUAGCUCACGUGGCUAUUGUGGACAAAUCCCCCAAGUGGGAGAAGUUUUGGACAUUUUGGGAAUGGAAAGGCAUUGGCCAGGUUUAUUACUCUUACAAAUCGGAAGAUGACAUACGCGUUUUCAUCAACAAGGAGUUCAGCAAACACAUCGCCGAUGGCAUUCGCUGCAUGAGAAUAUUGCCCAUAAACGGUAGAAUUUGGAUCGAUUACAGCACUGGACUACCCGGUACCGGAGGAUACUUGACUGAUUGGAUACCAUUAACAGCAGCAAUUGAAAGCCUUGAGGGAUCUCCAGAAGGCAGCAAAUCGAUCAAACUUAUCAAGUACUUUGCCAAGCUUAACGGUAACAACAACAAGUCGGUGACCAAAAGAGAUCUUGUGGCGAUUCCAGUGGAUCUUCAACAAAAGUCAAACACAUGGAAAAACUUUUCUGGUUUUGAUUCCAAUAGGAAUGCAUACCUUUCCCAUUAUCUGGUUGAUCCUGAAGUGGCCAUCUUGAUCAACAAAACGUUUUGCAGAAUUUGA
This is a messenger RNA of Puccinia triticina, 780 nucleotides long. RefSeq lists its product as uncharacterized. The coding region runs from base 1 to 780 and encodes 259 amino acids. NCBI's taxonomy places the organism in Eukaryota, Fungi, Basidiomycota, Pucciniomycetes, Pucciniales, Pucciniaceae. The record is from RefSeq and is a predicted model, not a curated record. The transcript has a single exon.